GCGCGACCAAGCCUGUCUGUGGCCGGCGAGCUGCUGGGCCAAAGCACGGUUGCACGGAGCGUCCUCCGCGACGGUGCUGUCGUCGACCUCGUGGCCGAAUCGUGUGCCGAGAAGGAAUCCACUGGGCAGCUAGCUCCGGCUUCAGUGGAGCUGUCCAAGAAAGCCCAGGAGGCUCCACCCUCGAAAGCGUUGACACGGGCACCGCGAAUGGGCUUCUUGAGCCCAGCGCUGCGGAGGCAGCUUUUCGACUCGCCAGCAGUUUUGCCGCCCAUCGCGACAGAGGCCAAGGACGACGACAAGGCUCCCGUGGAGCCAGCGCUGACCCCAUCCGAGGAGCCACGCGGGAAGGUGGGCCUUCGCCUCGUUGCAGACCGCGCGCCCUCUAACCUGCGCUGGCGCCUGGCUGUGGCAGAUGAAACAAGGAG
Messenger RNA from Symbiodinium pilosum, 425 nucleotides. NCBI's taxonomy places the organism in Eukaryota, Dinophyceae, Suessiales, Symbiodiniaceae. The record is from the annotation of a GenBank genome assembly.